This is a messenger RNA of Dreissena polymorpha, 1941 nucleotides long. RefSeq names its product methyltransferase-like protein 17, mitochondrial. NCBI's taxonomy places the organism in Eukaryota, Metazoa, Mollusca, Bivalvia, Myida, Dreissenidae. Gene Ontology annotation, biological process: translation. The record is from RefSeq and is a predicted model, not a curated record. Gene Ontology annotation, molecular function: structural constituent of ribosome; methyltransferase activity. The transcript is spliced from 16 exons. Gene Ontology annotation, cellular component: mitochondrial small ribosomal subunit. Bases 213 to 1862 code for a protein of 549 amino acids.
AUUCUUGUACUGAAUGAGCUGAUUCAAAAACAAGAACAUAUAAAUGCUGAGUUCAAAAAUCAGUGUAGUCUGCUGACAUUGCCUUACAGAAGAAUUAUCUUACAAAGAAUAUAGGCUCAAAAAUCAAGGUUACUCGUUCACAGUCCACACUUUCUUGAAACAGGAAAUCAUCGCUUAAUAGGAAUUGUGGGAUUUCUGCAAUUGCAUUCAGCAUGAAAGUUUUACGAGGAAUGAAGGUUGUGUGCAGUUUCAGAAGAUUAUCAGUUCUUAGAUUAACGCUGAGUAGACACUUUGCGAAUAAAGCACCUCAUAUUGAACUUCAGGAUAACCAGGAUGAAACCACUGCAAACAAAAAAGCUUUUCCAGCUAAUUGGGACACAAAACCAUUACCUCAGAAUUGGGUCAUGGACCCAGAAGAGCUGAAGAAAUGCCAGGAGGAUCCUUUAGGCUAUCCCAAACAGCACAGUGGUAUCAUGAUGAUGACGAAGACACCAAAAUUGCCUGAACUGCUGGAGAAAAAUGCUAGGGCUAUUCUUGAAGAAAAGGACUUGAUAGCUAACUCUCAGUUUACGAAGGAAGUAACCCGUUUGCAUGAAGUGUACGCUCGCCGCCAACCACCAGUAGAAGCACCUGCCAAAGCUGCUAAAAUGACACGCAUUGCACAAGAGGUUUACCAAGAAAAGCUGAGUAAACUUGGGAAGCCUUUAGAGGAAGUGACUGAGGAAGACAUGAGGAAGAUCGACGAGUUUGUGAAGACUGUCACUCACAAGAUCUACAAACACAGCACUCACAAUUAUGUCCCCAUAGAUUACAGUUCCCACAAGUGCUAUGUGUACCUGGCUACAAGACUGGCAGUAAACUUUCGUGUCUUACAUCAGAUUUUCCAUGAGAUGAAGAAGCUUGACACUAAUUUUGCACCCAGUGCAGUCCUAAAUGUCGGCUCUGGGGUAGGAUCUGCUAUAUGGGCUGGAAAUACAAUUUGGGGCGAGUCCGUACUUGAGUAUUACUGUGUGGAUCCAUCCAACGCAAUGAAUGACAUGGCAAGAGAGCUGCUGGCAUAUGACAGAAAGAACCCUCUUAAAUUGGCAGUUAAAGGUGUCAACUUCCGUCAAUUCAUCCCUUCUGACAAGCAUAAGCAAAAUAAGUUUCCCCUGGUGGUUAGUGCCUACGCACUGCUGGAACAGACGAGCAGAUCAAAGCGUCUGGAACUCGUGGAGGACUUGUGGAAUCUCACUGACAAAUAUCUGGUGCUAGUGGAGCUGGGAACAAAAGCAGGCUACCAUCUGAUUAUGGAGGCCAGGGAUACAGUCCUUCAGUUUGGAACUUAUGAUUCAACUAAGGCUGGUCAUGUUUUUGCCCCUUGUAUGCAUGAUGAGGCAUGCCCCAAACUGACAUACAACCUACUUCAGUGCAACUUCACGGUGGAGUACAAGGCCCUGCAGCUUGAUGUGGAUAGAGGACAGGGCAGUAGUACUCAAAGUGAGAGGUACAGCUAUGUGGUGCUGAAGAAAGGACCUAGACCUGAGGAACACAAGAAUCAGUAUCCUCGUAUUGUGGAAUCUAAGACGAAGUCGGACCAUGUCCCCUGUAUGGUGUGUCUGCCAGAUGGUUCUCUACGGAGAUUUACAGUCACAAAGUCCUUUCCGUCCAUCCACAUGUUACGAUGUGCCAAACAUUGCCAGCCCGGUGACUUUUUACCAUGCCACAUCCCUACUCAUAUGACACAGAAGCCUAUUUCUGACGAUCUGAAACAUUGUAACCCUCUGCAACCUACCAGGGAUAAUCACAGUGAAGAAGAAUCUAGUCUUGAAAAAACAGGGCCUGUGACCUCAAAUGUACCACAGAAUGAAGCUACAUCAUAGUUGAACCGGAUAUAAUGGCUAAAAUGUAGCAUAUAGUGAAAUAUUUGUAGUUAAUAAAAAUCUAUAUAAAUUGUUGAAA